CGCGCGGAAACCGAAAUGAAACGUCAGACACCAGCAGGCAGCCAGAGCGCAGAUGUCGCCACUCGAAAAUGAAUCCUUCAAACGUAAACAUGGCUGAUGAUGUGCGGCAAGCCGCCCCGAAAUCGCCCUCGAAUAAUGUUAUAUCGGACAUCAAUCACGAUGAAGCGAUACUCGCACAGGAGAAAGAAAUUGAGCGCGAGAUUGCCGAGCGCAUACCAUUGGUUGACACGAAGCAGGAUUUGUCCAUCCUCGAGAAGGAGUACGCCCUGGACGAUGAGGUCUACCAACAGAAAGUCAAGGACCUCCGCAGCAAGUACCAGUCUAUCCGCAAGACACGGCCAGACGGCAACUGUUUCUUUCGCGCCUUCAGCUUCGCCUACCUGGAAAGCCUGCUGAGUGACCAGCAGGAGUACACAAGGUACAUGAAGAUGUCCUUGCUUGGUCUUGGAACGGGCUGUGCAAGGAUACUAAACCCCAUUUCACACUUAGCAGUCCACUUUCUUGUCGUUACCAAGUGA
Messenger RNA from Dermacentor silvarum, 518 nucleotides. Its product is annotated as ubiquitin thioesterase OTUB1. The record is from RefSeq and is a predicted model, not a curated record. Gene Ontology annotation, molecular function: cysteine-type deubiquitinase activity; ubiquitin binding. The transcript is spliced from 5 exons. The coding region runs from base 69 to 518 and encodes 149 amino acids. Gene Ontology annotation, biological process: protein K48-linked deubiquitination. Gene Ontology annotation, cellular component: nucleus. Lineage: Eukaryota; Metazoa; Arthropoda; Arachnida; Ixodida; Ixodidae.